Cornus florida is the source of this 1116-nucleotide messenger RNA. Its product is annotated as receptor-like protein EIX2. The transcript is spliced from 2 exons. Lineage: Eukaryota; Viridiplantae; Streptophyta; Magnoliopsida; Cornales; Cornaceae. Bases 1 to 1116 code for a protein of 371 amino acids. Gene Ontology annotation, molecular function: protein binding. The record is from RefSeq and is a predicted model, not a curated record.
AUGUACUUCAUUGGAUUUCUCUGCUUGGGAAGUGUUGGAUACAUUAUGGGUGGUUCUCUUCCAAAUGUUCAAUGCAUGGAGAACGAGCAGGAAGCUCUUCUGAAGUUCAAAGAAGGCUUGGUCAAUCAUUGGGACCGCUUAUUCUCUUGGAUGGUUGAAGAAGAAGCUGAUUGUUGCAAAUGGAGAGGAGUUAAAUGUAACCGCACCACAGGUCAUGUCAUGGCUCUUGAUUUACACAGCCAAAGCCCAAAUGAGUCCUUGCAAGGUGAGUUAAAUUACUCUGCUUUGCUUGAUUUGCCAUAUCUAACUUACCUAGCCUGGAACCUCAAUGAUUUCAAACAAAGUCAAAUUCCCCAGUUCACUGGCUCUCUUCCUAAUCUUAAAUAUCUCAAUCUAUCUAAUGCAAAUUUCAGGGGAAAUAUUCCCAGUGACCUUGGAAAUCUUUCACGGUUACAUUCCCUUGAUUUGAGUAGUAGUAGUUACCACUCUCUUGGAGCAAACAACCUUGACUGGCUUCGAGGUCUUUCUUCCUUGAAGAUCCUGGAUUUGGGCGGUGUUGAUCAUAGUAAAGCAGUGAAUUGGCUCAAUGAAAUCAAUAUGCUACCUUCUCUUGUUGAACUGCACUUGUUUGAUUGUAACCUUAACAAGCUUCCUUCAUCUUUGCCUCGUGUGAACUUCACGUCGCCUGAAAUUAUUGACCUCUCACUUAACAGCUUCAAUUCUCCUAUACCUUGGCCACAAUUUCCAGAGUGGCUUUGCACACAAAAGGACUUGUUGUACAUUGACAUCAGUGAUGCUAGUAUUUCAGACAUCGUGCCGGAUUGGUUUUGGAAUAUCUCUACAAAGGUAGAGCACAUGAUACUUGUUUCCAGUCAGCUCAGAGGAAAAGUGCCCGAUUUGUCACCAUUGGCCAAUUUUUCACAUCUAGAUUUGGGUGAGAACAAUUUUGAUGGUCCCCUGCCUCGGUUCUCUGCCAACAUGAAGUCAUUGAGACUCUAUGGAAAUUCGUUUUCCGGACCCAUCUCCAGCAUAUGUGAAUGGAUGGUUGCAAAUAGUUCUUUGGUUGAUGUACAAUUGUUUUCUAAUAAAUUAUCAGGACUCCUCCCAGAUUGCUAG